Messenger RNA from Conger conger (European conger), 1471 nucleotides. RefSeq lists its product as uncharacterized. Lineage: Eukaryota; Metazoa; Chordata; Actinopteri; Anguilliformes; Congridae. The record is from RefSeq and is a predicted model, not a curated record. The coding region runs from base 350 to 1324 and encodes 324 amino acids. The transcript has 7 exons.
GCGUCAUACUGCGAACAUUCACCGACUCCAAAACCAUCUCAUCGGCUCGUUUCAUUAGCAGUCGCCUACGUCGGAGUCGAUCCACCAUACAUGCAGAUCAGUGCAGAUAAUUUAGUGGCCCGUGCAAGACGCUCUGAAGCACAUUCGACGAGACAGAGACGCGGAACUUGACCCCAGAUUUGAUCAAUUCUGACAUGACAUUAAUAGACAUGUGUUGAAUACAUAAAUUCUAUACUAAUAGAUUUAGUUUAAUUGAUUGCUCGGACAAGACGAUACGGAGACUUGGCUUGCUAGACAACCAGUAGGCUAACGUUACUUUAUGAACAAUCACGCUUCAUAAAUCUCAGAGAUGGUCCACGAGGAGUUAUUCGCUCGUCUUAAUGACAUCGGAUACAAAAACUGGCUGAAGGCAGGCUGCUGCCUCUUAAAAAUUAAAGACGGACUGCAUGGCUAUGUAAACAAGGCAAUGAAAUGCUUUCACGAAAUGCUCAUCAACAAUAACCAUGUCUUGCAAAAGGGGCAACGAUGCAAUUACGACUGCAGACCAAAAGGCAACCAGCUAUACAAUCUCUGCAAGCUGUGCGAGGAAUGGAGAGCAGAGAUUUUAAGGCAUCACACCAACAGGACAGGAGUGGUGAACUGGGGUAACUGCAAGCCCUGCCUGUGGCCAUCCCACCACUGGGAGAUCGCCAAGGCGUACAUGCCCCGGGGACUGGCCAGCGUGACCGGAGCGGAGCAGUGUGACGCGUCUGCACUCCUCAACCUGAUCACCUUCUGCGACUACUUCAGCUUAAUCAACCAGAGGCACGUGAGAGAGGUCAUCGGGAAGCGCAACGAGCUGAUGCACUCGUGUGAGAUGCGGGUGUCGGCGCAGUGGAUGGACCAGUACCGGCGCAGUCUGGACCAGCUGCUGGACCAGCUCCGGCACAUCCCUGAGCUGGCCGCCACGGGCCGGGAGAUACACGAGAUACUGUCUGUGGACUGGACGGUGUCCCCCCCCCGGGUGGACUGUAUGGACGGGCUGGAGACAGACGAUGUGAGCCAGCUGGUGGACGGGCCGGUGCAGGCCGGGCUGGAGGCAGGGGACGUGAGCCAGCUGGAGAGUGUGCUGCUGAGGGAGAGACUACAGGAGCUGCUGCACUGCACCCAGCUACAGGACCCUCCAGAUCCGCAGGGCUUGCAGGAGUUGCAGGGACUCAGAGAUUUCCUCCAGAGCCAGCGGGACCUGGGGGAGAAGUUUCAGACUGAGCUCCUGAGCUUGGGGUCCGGGGAACCCCAGCCGCACCAGACUGGGACAGCAGCCCAACCGACAGAGUCCAACUGAGUGGGAGAGACUCCUGAGACAGACGACAUCUACACAACUGCACAGGAAACCGUUCACUGUGAAGAGCGGAAACUUAAGAUCUGUAUAAGACACUUGUGUUUAUUGUGAAAUCAAUAAACUAUGGAUUUUUUCCCCCCCUUUUUUGGA